AUGAAGAUCAAGAAGACACCUUCCAAAAAACUUGCUCCAUUGCCACGUCAGCUGAGUGAUUUGAUCAAGCGGCUCGAGACAGAUGCACAGGAUCAGAUUCCACACAUUGUUCGAGAAUUAACUAAUUGGUCCUUUGCAAGAGGCGAUUUAUUUCAUUGGGUUACAGUGUUAGACCGAUUUGAUGCUAUUUUACUCUCUAUUUGCAAUGAGUAUAAUCUGAAAGAGAUUCAAGCAAAGCCUUUUGACAGAGACACCAAGAACCUUAUUUUAUCCAUUAUUGAUCUCUCACGCACUUUGUUUGAAAACUGUACAAACCGAAACAUUUACAACUCUUACGAGCAUUUAUCAAUGCUGUUAAAUACGUUUGAUAUUGAUGUAUUGCGACAAGUACUUCACUUCAUGAUUCGACCUGCACAAAGAAUCAAUAACCCAAGAGCUAUUCGUUCAUCCUUUGUCGUUCCACAGGAUAAGAUUGUUGAAUUGGCUCGAGGCUGGAAUAAUGUGCCCGUUGACUUGCUCGCCAUUGCACAAGAUUUAGAGGUUACACCUAAAAUGAUGACUUUGAAUAUUCAGUUCUAUCGUACCUCAUCCACUACAACAACAACAACAACAACAACAACAAAAACGACAACAGCAAUAGCAACAGCAGCAGAAGCAGCAGAAGCAGAAACAGAAACAGCGGCGAACACAAUUACCACGCCCCCAUCUACCGAGGUUUCCACUACAUCAACAACAGAAGGUCAUCAAGUAGUUACUUAUGUAGUUACAGAGGAGGACCUCCAGAAAGAUGAUAUAGAUAUAUUCCUCAAAUUGGUAAAAGAACAUCAUAUUCCCAAGGAAUAUCAAUUCGAAUUGGCCAACAGGAUUCGUAUAGCAAAGCAUAUGAGUCAACCCGAUGUGAGAAGAAAGUUACUUGGUAUUCGUAUCUUGGCUAUUUGUAUCAUGUCUCACGCUGUAUCUGAAACUACAGCUCAAAAUAAGGUCUUUAUCUAUGAGCCUUAUUUGAUUUCGCAAUUAGCAGAUCUUAUUUCACCUGAGAAGCAAGUAGACUAUGAUAUUCAAACAUUUGUAUUGUAUGCGUUGGAUGCUAUUACAAGACAUCGGAAUAAGCUUUCCGAAGUAUUGACAGCAGUGAAUGCAUCGGCAAAUCAUGGUACAAUGAUGCAAAUAUUGCGAAAGACGAAUUCGAAUGAUGCGUACCCACAAUCAUUUUUGGAUGCCUUAUUCACGUUUGUUUCUUACCUGUUACAAACCCAACCAGGUGGACAGAUGUUGAUGUCUGCUGGUGUGAUUCCAACCCUUGUACAGAUUGUCGGAAACCAUCAUUACACACAACUUAAGAAUAUUGCCAAAGUAGUUGGUUUAAUUGAUACCAUUGUAAAUUCAUUUGCCACCUCCUUUUCUGCCUUUUGUAAUGCCAGUGGGCUAGACACAUUAUUAAACCGUAUCAAGAUGGAAGUAGAGACAUGCUCAAAGCAAUCUGAAAAUGAAGAAGAUUCACUUCUCCCCCAUGAUCGACUUUCAACCAUCAAGGCCAUGUUGAAAUUUUUAUUACGCAUGAUGGAUUCUUCCGGAACAGCGGAUGGUCUUCGAAACCUGAUUGAUUCUUCUUUACCUCAAUCUCUCAAAAUCAUCAUGGAAAGUCCCAAAUUAUUCGGAAAUAGUAUCUUUGCAUUGGCCAUCAAUGUCAGUACCACUUUUAUCCAUAAUGAACCUACCUCACUUCCCAUCCUACAAGAAGCUAAACUACCUCAAAGUUUCUUACAUACCAUCUCGAUCUAUGAAAAUCCCAAUAAUGAAGUUCUGAUGGCCGCUGUAAAUGCCUUUGGCGCCAUGUGUUUAAACGCUCAAGGUCUUGAUAUGUUCAAUACCGAAAAACCUUUACCUCAUUUCUUUGAUCUCAUGACCUCGCAUGAUUUCUUGAGAAAUCCUAUGGAUGUCGAUAGUGCCACUGGGCUAGGAUCUACCAUGGAUGAAUUAAUUCGUCACCAUCCUUCCUUAAAAACCGCCGUUUUUCAAUGCGUUACUGCCAUGAUCAAAAAAGUAUUGGAAAUGGGUUCCGAUCCCAACGGUGUAGGUAAAUCAAGCAACGAUAGUCAUUUAUUGCAAGUGCGUUCUUCUGAAGACACGGAUACCGAACAGACUAUGGAGGCUACCAGUAGUACAUCUCCCGUGGCUGCUGUGGAUACUACUACUGCUACUACUGCUACUACUACAACGGCAGCGGCGGAUGAAGAAGAAAAGCCUGAAAAGGUGGAGUGUUUACUUGUUUCGUUUAUUGAUUUAGUAUCAAGAUUCCUUGAAGGACUAUUCCAAAACCAGUCCAACAUCAAGGAAUUUGUUGAAGAAGGAUGUCCCGAAAUGUUACUAAAUUAUUACUCGCUUCCAUUGUUACCAGCCAAUUUCUCUGUGACGAUUGCAUCCGAUUCACUUUCAUACCUGUUUCGAAUGAUUAGUGAAGUCAGCCCUUUACCGACCGUGAUGGCCAUUGCGACCAAAGUGAAAGAAUCGAUUCGAUUUAUCACAAACGAAGAGGAAAAAAGGGAUUACUCAAAAAGCAUGUUGAUUGAAUUUGUGGAUGUACAUGAAAAUGAAAAGGACAAGAUUCAGAGAGGUAAUCAAAUGCGACGUCAAUUGAUUGAAUUACAUGGCUAUGUGGGACUUUUGUCCAACAUUUGCUGUUCGUCUGUCCUGAGUCAUGGUAAGAAUGGUGCUUCAUUGGUGACUGAGUUCUUGUCAGAAUCGGACAAGAACGAUAAUAUCAUUCAAUUAUUGGGUCAUUUACAUCGUGUCAUGGUCUGGGAGAAUUUGUUAUUGAAGGAAGCAUUACCUCCUUCCUGGUAUGCUUGUAAAUCUACCUCCAUCGUAUCUUCUUCUUCCUUAAAAAAGAACCCUACCAGUAUCACAGAACAUCCCUUAGGUAUCUACAGUGCUACUUCGCCCGAAGUCAAUCCUACUGAAGCAUCUUCGAGCCAACCUUCGGAAAAAAUCCCGCCUGCUAAAGAUCCUCGUAUGGUCAAUAUCAAGCAUUUCAAAUUACUCUUGACAGAAGUACCUCAGUUAUUGAUGCCCAUCUUUCAAGGCUUGAUCAAGGUCUCCGUUAGCCGUCGCACGGGUAGUGCACUUCAAAAACCGCAAACGAUGAAACUGGCUGAAUAUAUGGCUGAUUUAUUAAAGGAGAAUAUCACCUGGUCUCCCAUUCUCGAGUCAAAUGCCGCUUGUAAAUAUGAUUAUUUAACCUCUGUCUAUACCAUGACUUCGCUCUUAUUACGAGACGAACGUACACAAGCCUCGCUUCAAACUCCACUGGCCAUUGCUUUUGAACGUCAAGGUGGUGUUGAUUUAUUGUUAUCCGACUUGAAAGCCAUGUGGGAUGUGGCAUCCGGAUUGUACGGGGAAGAAAAAGAAAAGGAAGAGAAGAAAGAAACGGAACUGUUGAAUCGUAUUAAUAACAGUAUCGAAAGUCUUUUGAACGUUCUGCUUCAUAUCAGUAAUCCUAAAGCAUUACGAGAUUCAUCUUAUACAGCCACAUUGACCCAAAAGGAUAAAAAGGCCGCCGAUUAUUUUGAUCCAUAUGAAUGGAUUGUUGCAUUAGAACUCAAGCUGGUUCCUUUAAAAGAAUACUUGUGUUGUUCUCAACUGCACUUAUUUUCAAAAGCCGUGAAUCAAGCAUUAAUCAAGAUCUUUCAACAAAUGAUGAAGGGAGAAGGAGAAUUCUUGACACCUUCCCUGGGUCGAUCUGGUGCGGCCAAUGGUACUGGAGGGGGGGAUCCAUUCGGUAAUUUUACAGCACCUCUAAUGACCUCACCAUUUACUUUACUUCGACCCCCUGUGGUGGCUGCAGAACGCAAUAUUCAAACUUUGGUGGAUAUGGGUUUUGAAAGAACUUCGGCAGAACAAGCUUUGGUUCGAUGUAAUAAUCAAGUAUCGCGAGCUGUGGAUUAUUUAUUCAGUCAUCCUAGUCCGAUGUUCAAUACGCCUGCUACAACCACACCUGUGGCACCGUCUCCUACACCCGUGUCGAAUGAAAAUACAACGCCAACGGAAGGGGAGAAUGCUCAUCGUCGUGACGAUGAUGAGGAAGAAAGACAGGGUGAAGGAAAUGAGGAGGAACAUAGUCAUGAUGAAGAAGAGGAUGAUGAUGACGAUGAUGAUGAGGAGGAGGAUGAUAAUGAUUCGAAUAGUAAUAUGGAUGAAGUGAUUGGAAAUUUUGUGGAAUCUCUCAAUAAUGAAUAUAAUAUGGCUAUGUCGUCUGCUACAGGAUUAAACCAUUUAUCCAAUGCAUCUGCUCUAUUGGAUUUCAACCAUGGAGAAAAUAGCAAUGGUGGGCCGAGCACGACGAGUAAUUCUGAUAAUGUGAAAGAACUAAAGAAGGUGCGUAGUGAAUUAUGUGAAUCCUUGCCCACGUCACUUUUGAAGUUAGCCGAACAACGUGACGAUCUUGUGUUUGAUGUACGUGAUUUACUUGUGAUCUUGGGUAAAUUUUGUGAAGAUGAAGAGAGUACGGCAAAGAAGACAAUGACAACCAAGGCAUCUGUCAAGAUCAUAACAUUAUUGGUGGAUCAAAUUGGAGAUAUUCGUCAUGAUGCAAGUAAAUCUGUAUUGCUCAGUAGUAAGCUUCGAUUAUUAGCUUUGUUACUUCGAGAGCAACCCAUGCAAACAGCAAUGCAACAAUUGUCCGACCGAUUUGCGUUCCUGUUUGACAUGUUAAAUUUUGAAAACCUAGGUGAAGAGGAUUCAUUACCCGCUUGGUCCGCUACCAUCUUUUUGGUUUUGGAGGCGUUUAUUGCACAAGCCGAUGAACCCAAGAAAGUCAAGCUAACGACUUCUAACCGUCGUGGAUCGAUUGCUGACUCAUCCUCGGAAAAAGAUGAAGACGAAGAGGAGGAGGAAAGGAACGAAGCAAAUGAUGGAAAUCACCGUAUGGAAGAUGUCGAUGAACCAUCCAAUGGUAUGAAGGUGACCGGCAUCACAACAGAGCAAAGAGCGAAACUAUUACAAUGCUGUGUUUCGCUAUUAAGAAAAUCGAAAUUAUCUCGAGACGAUAUCUAUGCCAUCUUGCGUAUGAUUGUUCGGUUAACCAAGAAUUAUGAAUCUGCACUUCAUUUUGUCGGUAUUGGUGGAGUACCUUUGCUUUUUUCAAAACCCAGAUCAAGUUUGGAAGGAUUGCAAGGACAGCAAGCCUUUAUUAUUUUAAUUUUGCGACAUAUUGUUGAAAGCAAAGUGAUUUUACAAAGUACGAUGAAGGAUAUUAUUACCAAUUGGUUUACCAACCCUCGACCUCGUAAUAUGGAUAUUGGUUCCUUUGUGCGUAGUAAUGCUCAUGUGGCACUUCGUGAGCCUGCUGUCUUUGUAGAGGUGGCAACGGAUAUGUGUCGUUUAGCGCGGUACGAUGAAUUUGAAAUCAAUCGUCAAGUGAAAUUAAGAAAGCAAGAAGAUGAAAAAGAAACGAAAGCUGAAGAGGAAUCCGUGAAACAAAAGACAUCAUCAUCUGAAGUGGUUGUAUAUUACUUGUUGAAUGAGAUCAUGACAGUACGAUCGGAAACCAUUGCGAGUGCUGUCAAGAGGACCGAAUUCACAGAGGAACAAAAGAAGGAAGAAAACAUCAAAUUUGUAUAUACAGGAUUUUUACUUCAAUGUCUUGUGGAACUCAUUUCCUCUUAUGCAUCAUGCAAGUAUGAUAUCUUUAACUUUUGUAAAAAAGAAAAUGGACAUCGCACAACGACAGCAGACGGCAAACAUCGUUCGUUUGUGUCUAUGCUGAUCAAUGAUUUAUUACCUUAUAAUCAUAUCAAUCCAUCUUCUGAAGAAUCUCGUAAACAGCAAGGUCUCUCAACCUGGACUGCUUCUACAUUGGUAGCUAUGUCGUAUGAUGCUUCCUCAAGUACAGAUAUGACAGCGCAGCAGAAGAAUGAAUUGAUUCAGGUUCGAAAGUAUGUGCUAGAAUCUAUUGUUCGAUCUUUAAAGGAAGCCAUUGCGUCUAAUGAGACAGCCUCUGUUAAAUACUCGAAGUAUCUCGCCUUGGCUGAUCUUUGUCAUCGUAUCCUGAAUGCUCGACCCAAUGUAGGAUCAUCCAUUCCUCGAUCCUUUGGUCACAAUCAUAACACCCAAGCGACGGCCGGAGCUACAAAGGAAGAUGUUGCACUGAGCAAUAGUAAGAUUAUGUUGGAUAAGGACUUUGUCGCUGUCUUGACAACGGCUAUUAGUGAUAUCGAUAUUAAUUAUCCUCAUUCGAAGACGAUUUUAAAUGCCAUGUUGCGACCUUUGGAACAAUUGACCAAGUUGGCUAUCAAAACAGACGAUGCUGCUGAUACGGAUAAGGAAGAUCAGGAUAAGAUGGAUACGACGGAAGAAGGUUUACAUGUACCUAGCACGCCUGCUGAUGAAAAUAAUGAAGCUCCGGAUUAUAGAAAUUCUGCUCUUGGUAUGUUUGAUGCCGGUAGUGUCAUUGAUGAAGAAGAAUAUAAUAGUGGUGAAUAUAGCGAUAUGUUUGGAUCAUCUGCCGAUGAAGAAGAAGAUUUCGAUGAAGAUAGUGGAAGUGAUCUUUCAGAUAUGAGUGAAGGUGAUGACGAAGAUGGAGAAGUGGAAGAAGAAAUGGAAGCCAUGUUGCAUGGUCGCGGUUAUGAUUCUGAUGAGAUGGAUGAAGAUGAUGAUAAUCCAGAUGAUAUCGAUGCUGAAGCACAACUUCUUGAUGAUGAUGAUGAAGAUGACGAGGAUGAGAAUGGCCGAGAAAUGUGGCAAUUGGAUGAUAUUGAAGAGACACCGGGCAUUGUACAUGCUGAAAAUGUGAUUGACACUGGCAAUGAUCGCGAUGGACCAAACCAUAUCCGACAUUCAUCCGAUCCUUAUGAAGAGGAGGAUGAAAUGGAUGCCUUGUCUGAUUUCGAUGAUACUUCGGAUAACAUUGAUAACGAAUCUGAAACUGAUAUCACAGAUGGUAUGUUACUUGAUGCUGAAGAUCUUGACACUCCAUUCUUACCUACUGACUUGCAUGAUGAUUUGGUAAUGGAAGGUGAUGAAUUCGAACGACCUCGCUCCAUCAUUCCUGCUGGUUUCAGACGACGUUUCCCUAACGGAAGACGUUCGUUGCUCGAAGGAGUGGGUAGAUCAUUCCGAAACCAGGCGAAUGCUCAAGGUCAAGAAGAUAUUAUCACCCAUCCCUUGUUGUCUAAUAGUGUUGGUACUCAACCAGCCGGUGGUAAUGCAGCCCGUAGUAUGAUGGACGAAGCAUUUUCUCGUAGAGCUCAUGGAUCUGGACUCAGUAACUGGCAAGAUUUUGAGGAUAUCAUUGGUGGUAGCGCUGUUCGUAUGCUUGAAGAUCUUUUGACUCAAGCUCCCUCCACUAAUCAAGCUGGGCCCUUGCGUGUGGAUGUACAAGCCGGUCCCGGUGGCGUAUUACGAACAUUUGAAUUUGAUCGUGUACCUCAUUUAGGCGGCGGUGUUGGCCAUGGUCAUCAUACUUCUGCUACAUCCGGUACUGCUGGUGCUGAUGAGCAAGUACAAGAAAGCUUAGCGAUUUUACAUGAUUUCCAACCCAUGUCUUCUGGAGAGCGAUGGAAUCAAGAAGCUCGUAUGAUGUAUGGCGCUAAUCUUACUGAAAAGGCGUUGAAGAUUGUGAACGAACUUUUGAAUAUAUUGAUCCCUAUUGCUAUCGAGGAUGAUAAGAAAGCUCGUGUCGAAGAAGAAAAGAAGCGACAAGAACAACGACGUAAGGACGAAGAGGAUCGUCGUAAAGCCGAGGAAGAAAGAUGGCGUGUUGAUAAGGAAAAGCGCAAGGCUGCUCAAGAAGCUGCCCAAGAAGCUGCAGCUAACACUCCCAUCCCUACACCUCAACAACAAGAUCCUGUGAACGCACCUUCAACGGCCGAAAGUUCAAGCAAUGAGGCGAAUGCUACGACUACUGAGGAGGCUAACGUAAAUGCUCCUGCUGUAGCGGAAACAACGGAUGCAUCGGAGACCCCUGCCACAGAUGGUGAACGUACCACAGUGACCAUUCAUGGUUUGCCUGUAGAUAUCUCGGGAACAGGUAUUGAUGUUGAAUUUUUAGAAGCCCUUCCUGACGAUUUACGAGAAGAAGUCUUAAAUCAACAUUUGCGAAACCGCCCGGCUCCUGUACAACCUGCUGAAGAUAAUUCGAUUAGUCCUGAAUUCUUGGACGCUUUACCUCCAGAUAUUCGUGAAGAGGUCUUGCAUCAAGAAGCUAUUGAACGUGAAAGACGUGAUCGUCAAAAUCGUCAAGCACCUUCUACUUUACCUGCUGUUACUGCCACACCUAUCAAUACAACCAUCAGACCUGAUGUUAUGCCAACACUUAGUAGCAUGCUUGCGUCUCGUAGAAGACCUGCUCCUGCAGAAGAUGAUAGCAAAGCCUCUGGCUCUGCCAAAAAGAAGGCUAAGCCUCGUCGUCGUGAUGGUGCAGCACAACUUGUUGAAAAAUCGCAACUUGGUACCUUGGUUAGAUUAUUAUUUGUUCCUCAAACUAUUUCGAAAUCCCUCUUGAACAGAUUGCUAUUGAACUUGUGUGAAAAUAGCAAAACACGUGGUGACCUCUUGUCAUAUCUUGUGUGUGUACUUUAUGAUGGCAAUAAUGAUUUGGUCUCGGUCGAUAACAGUUUCGCGUUACUCUCUUCUGGUAAGGGUGGUAAGGCUUCUCAGGCCAAGGCUAGCAAGAACUCUGCCUCUACGGGCGCCUCCGAUAACGUGCCAAAUUUUAUCACGCAACGUUGUUUAGAAGCUUUGACAUAUAUCGUCUCUUGUAAUGAGCAAUCCAUGACCUAUUUCUUGACUGAAAGUGAAUCCUUAGUUGGCUUGAAGCGAAUCUCAUCGAGUAAAAAGGGUAAGAGCAAGGAGAAGGUACCCAAUAAUUGGAACAAGUACCCUAUUUUGGUCUUAAUGAGUCUUUUGGAUCGCCCUGUUUUUAUCAACAAUAUUACUUUGAUGGAACAACUUAUGGAUUUACUAUCUACCAUGUGCCGUCCUUUCCCCAUUUUGGUUAAGAAGUAUCAAGAAAAGGUUGAAAACAAGCAAAAUGAUCCCAGUCUUUCUGAGAGACCUAUGCCUAAACCCCCAACCAUUCCUGACUACUAUCUCAAGUUGGUUGUACAUGUGCUUACCAAUGGUGAAUGCUCUAGUAAAACUUUCCAAUAUACCUUGAACGCCAUCUCCCAUUUAUCAGCAUUAGAAGGUGCUCAACAAACCAUUGUUAAUGAACUCGUUGAAGAUGCCAAACAAUCUGGUACCCAAAUUUUGAAAGAUCUCGAGAGCCUGUUAGAAGUAUUGGAUACAACCAAGGCAGGCACUGAAAUCAACAGCACUAUUCUCGCUCCUUUUGCUGCUGCCACUUCAUUCCAAGCUAAGCUUUUACGUGUUUUGAAAACUUUGGAUUACAUGUUCUCUCGAAAGAGUUCAGCCAGUGAAUCAGGUGCUGAUAAAACAUCAGCUGAAUUGACGCAAAAGAAUAAUGAAAAACGUCUUCUUCAAAUCUAUGAUGAUUUGAACUUUUUACCUCUCUGGGAUACACUUGGUAAGUGUUUGUCUGUCAUUCGUGAAAAGGAAGAAUUGAUCAAUGUGGCUACUGUUCUUUUGCCCUUGAUUGAAUCAUUCAUGGUGGUCUCGAAAUGUACAGCUGAAAAGGGUCAAAGCAAUUAUGACAAGGUUGCAACACCUGCCAUUGAUCAGCACUUAACAUUGUCUACUGCCUCUCCCGAAACAUUUUUCUUUGUGUUUACCGAAAAACAUAAAAAAGUCUUGAAUAUCAUGGUUCGUAAUAAUCCAACUCUCAUGAGUGGAUCAUUUGCCUUACUGGUUCGUAAUCCCAAGAUGCUCGAAUUCGAUAACAAGCGUAAUUACUUUGUUCAGCAACUUCACAAGCGUGUCACGCCCCGUGAAAACUAUGCCAUGCUACAACUCAAUGUUCGUCGCCAAUAUGUAUUUGAAGAUUCCUACCAUCAACUUCAAGGUCGUACCGGUGAAGAAAUCAAGAAUGGUAAACUUGCUGUUCGAUUCUAUGACGAAGAAGGUGUUGAUGCUGGAGGUGUUACACGUGAAUGGUUCUCUGUAUUGGCUAGACAAAUGUUCGAUCCCAACUAUGCCUUAUUUAUUACAUCCGCUGCUGACAAGUUGACUUACCAACCCAAUCGAGAUUCGGCUGUAAACCCUGAUCAUUUAAGCUUUUUCAAGUUUGUUGGUCGUGUUAUUGGUAAAGCCAUUUAUGAUGGCCGUCUCUUGGAUGCUUACUUUACCCGUUCAUUCUAUAAACAUAUCUUGGGACGUACUGUUGAUUAUCGUGAUGUGGAAGCUUUAGAUCCUGAAUACUACAAGAGUUUGGUGUGGAUGUUGGAGAAUGAUAUCACUGAUAUUAUCGAUUUAACAUUCAGUAUGGAAACUGACUUUUUUGGUACGAAAGAAACUGUGGAUUUGAAGCCUGAUGGUCGAAAUAUUCCUGUGACCGAAGCCAAUAAACAUGAAUAUGUUGCAUUAGUAACCGAACAAAAGUUAACUACAGCUAUCAAGGACCAAAUUAAUGCCUUUGUUCAAGGUUUCCACGAUGUCAUUCCUGCACCAUUGAUUCAAAUUUUUAACGAACAAGAACUCGAGCUUUUGAUUUCAGGUUUACCGGAUAUCGAUAUUGAUGACUGGAAAAACAACACAGAAUAUCAAGGCUACACAGCCUCAUCGCCUCCUAUCCAAUGGUUCUGGCGUGCCGUUCGAAGUUUCGAUCAAGAAGAACGUGCUAAGCUCUUACAAUUUGCAACGGGUACCUCAAAGGUGCCUUUAGAAGGCUUUAGCCAACUUCAAGGCUCAAGUGGAGUCCAAAAAUUCCAAAUUCAUAAGGAUUUCGGUGGUGAAAACCGUCUUCCAUCUGCACAUACAUGUUUCAACCAAGUAGAUCUCCCACAGUAUGAUUCUUACGAGAAUUUACGUACUAAUCUUUUCAAAGCAAUCAGUGAAUGUUCAACUGGUUUCGCUUUUGUAUAA
Molecule: messenger RNA, 10977 nt
Organism: Mucor mucedo
Lineage: Eukaryota; Fungi; Mucoromycota; Mucoromycetes; Mucorales; Mucoraceae
Exons: 10
Coding region: 1-10977 (3658 amino acids)
Biological process (GO): protein polyubiquitination; proteasome-mediated ubiquitin-dependent protein catabolic process; positive regulation of protein catabolic process
Molecular function (GO): protein binding; ubiquitin-protein transferase activity
Source: RefSeq, a predicted model, not a curated record